Messenger RNA from Penicillium waksmanii, 1137 nucleotides. RefSeq names its product Gfo/Idh/MocA family protein. Gene Ontology annotation, molecular function: nucleotide binding. The coding region runs from base 1 to 1137 and encodes 378 amino acids. The record is from RefSeq and is a predicted model, not a curated record. NCBI's taxonomy places the organism in Eukaryota, Fungi, Ascomycota, Eurotiomycetes, Eurotiales, Aspergillaceae. The transcript has a single exon.
AUGGAACACCAAACCCAUUAUACCAAAGUCUCAGUUGCUCUUGUAGGCGGGGGAACUAUUGCCCCUCUGCAUGCAGAGUAUUUACUUUCCUCGCCCACCUGCUCCCUAUCCGCCAUUAUAGACCCGUUUCCACCCGGAAAGGAUCUGGCAACGAAAAUCGGCGUUCCAUACUUUGACUCCGUGCAGUCCCUUCUCUCCUCAGAGAUUCAAAGCCCGGACGCGUAUAUCAUCUGUGUACCUUCGAGCCUCCAUGUCCAAGUCUCCACAGACGUGAUUACCCACGGACGGCCAAAGGCGAUUCUCAUCGAGAAACCCUUCUGCACGGAUUCCAAUGCCGGUGAACAGCUAAUCGAACUCGCAAAAUCAAAGUCUUGCCGGAUCCUGGUCGGUCAUCACCGCCGCUUCCAUCCAUCCAUCGUAGCCGCACGCGAGGCAAUCGGUGACGGCAAGCUCGGAAAAAUCACCGCUAUCACCGGGACCUGGAUUGCGAAGAAGCCAGACACCUAUUAUUCGUCAGCUCAAUGGCGCUCCCUGCGGUCAGCAGGCGGAGGUCCGAUAUGGACAAACUUCAUUCAUGACAUCGACGUGCUCCACUACCUGACAGGAUCGAGAGUGAAGAGGAUAUGGGCAGUGUCAGCAGUUCGACAUAGGGAGAAUAAUAGCACGCUUCCUGCGGAUCUUGUUGAGGAAGGCGCGUCGAUAAUGCUUCAAUUUGCGAAUGGUGUGGUCGGGACGUUCAUCGUCAGCGAUUAUGUCCCCAGUCCGUUCGGGUGGGAGGCCGCAACGGGUGACAAUCCAUUGUAUCCGCCCGCUCCUGUCGCUGUUGACUCGUAUCGAAUUUUCGGUACCCAAGGCACGUUGACGGAGCCGGAUGGUGUACUGUGGACGUAUGAUGCCGCAGAAGUCAGCAGACUAGGUUUAGAGGAAGGAUGGAAUGUGCCAAUUCGCAGAGAUGCCCUCCAUGUCGGUGAUGGAAUUCCGUUCCAGCAGCAGGUGGAACACCUAGCUAGAGUCAUCAGACAGGGCGAAAACCCUAGAUGCUCAGAAGAAGAUGGUUUGGCCGCUGUGAAAGUAUGUGAGGCUGUAAUCACCGCACUGGAAGCAGGUGAUGGAACUCCUGUCGAUAUUCAUUUUUAA